This is a messenger RNA of Paramacrobiotus metropolitanus, 940 nucleotides long. RefSeq lists its product as uncharacterized. NCBI's taxonomy places the organism in Eukaryota, Metazoa, Tardigrada, Eutardigrada, Parachela, Macrobiotidae. The coding region runs from base 109 to 585 and encodes 158 amino acids. The record is from RefSeq and is a predicted model, not a curated record. The transcript is spliced from 3 exons.
UGUCAGUUGUCUCUGCUUACUUGAUUCGGUCUUAACCGGCGCUCUAGUUAUUACUGGCGUCUACACAAAAAUUAUAGAAAAUCCAGCGUAAAAACAUUAACGGCCAAGAUGGGACUGUCCGGACUAUUGCUGAUCGUUGCGUGUUUCCUCGGAUGCUCGGCAGUUGCGGACGCAGAGAAGGCAAGCGGUCCCGUGACAACAGCGCUGAUUCCGGACGGUCGGUCGCACACGAUAAAGUGUCCGAAAGUGCCGGUGCCGGUGUCCGGCGGGUGUCCGGGCGCUAAGCAGAAAGCCAGCGCGUCCAAGACGGAGAUGGUGCAGCAGGAGAUCCAACUGCUCAGCGCCUCGUACUGGCUGCCCGAAACAGCACCAACAUACUGUCUGUACGCCUACGCGCUGACCCAGCUGCAGAAGACGUGCAAGGACGGCGCGGCGCAGUGCACGUUCACGGCGCAGGAUCCGUCCCCGGAUCAGGGCUGCACGGGCAAGGCGCUGCUCGUCAGAUACGCCUGUGUCACGCCGGCGCCCGAGCCUACCGGCGCAAUCAACUGCCAGAUCCUAGUCAACAACAUGAUCGACGAUUAGUCUGCAAGCGCCCUUCCGCUGCGAUUCACAACGGCUGUGGCGGCUCGUUUCCUGUGUGGUUGCUCUCAGAUUUUGAUUGUUAAUAUUCUUAUUUAAGUUUAUGUAAAAGGUCACCGUUUUACCAUGGGGAACAAUUUCCUGCCGCCACGAAGGGAUUAAAAAAAGGGGCAAGUGCUUUUAUCGUUAUUUUUCUUAUAUUUCUGUAACCCGGGAAAUUCUGCAUAAACUUGUUGAACACGGAACCGUGAAGCAGCAAUAACGGCGCGUCAACAGACAAGCCGAGAGAUCACGGCGCAUUCAACAGCUGUUAAUGCGCGCGCGGUAUUGUGUGGAUGUUGUAAUAGUUCUCCACGCG